Molecule: messenger RNA, 2140 nt
Organism: Punica granatum (pomegranate)
Lineage: Eukaryota; Viridiplantae; Streptophyta; Magnoliopsida; Myrtales; Lythraceae
Source: RefSeq, a predicted model, not a curated record
CAGAGUUCUCUCCGUCAUCAACAUCUCUCUCCCCCUCCCAACUUGUAGCCGCUUUCUAUCUCUUCUUUCUCUCUCUAGAAUUGAUUAUUUCAUAUAUAUAUAAGCCUGCCUUAUAUAUAGGCGCCUGAAGGACAGACGACUGACAGCAGUCGCACUCACGAGAGAGAGAGAGAGGAUGGCGAGGGACAUCGAUGAUCUGCCCAAGAACGGGGCCAACUACACGGCUCUGACGCCGCUGUGGUUCCUCGAGAGGGCCGCGACGGUGCACCCCGACCGGAAGUCCAUUGUCCAUGGCCGCGUCUCCUACACGUGGCGGCAGACCUACGAGCGCUGCCGCCGCUUGGCCUCCGCUCUCAACCGGCGCUCCGUCGGCCUUGGCAGCACGGUAGCAAUAAUUGCUCCCAAUGUACCCGCUCUAUAUGAAUCUCAUUUCGGAGUUCCAAUGGCUGGAGCUGUUGUAAACACUGUUAAUAUUCGUUUAAAUGCACAAGCUAUCGCUUUUCUUCUUGGCCAUUCUUCCGCUGCUGUUGUAAUGGUGGACCAAGAAUUCUUCCCAUUAGCAGAGGAAGCUCUGAAAAUAUGGGCAGAGAAAGCCAAAGGCAAUUUUAAGCCUCCACUUGUUAUAGUCAUUGACGAUGAGAACUGUGACCCGAAAGCUCUCAGAUAUGCCUUGGGGAAGGGGGCGGUUGAAUACAAGAAAUUCCUGGAAACUGGUGAUCCAACAUAUGCUUGGAGACCACCUGAAGAUGAAUGGCAAAGCAUUGCUUUGGGCUAUACUUCCGGAACAACGGCCAGUCCAAAGGGAGUAGUAUUAAGCCAUCGAGGGGCGUAUGUAAUGUCUCUUAGCAGUGCCCUUGUAUGGGAAAUGACUGAAGGGGCCAUAUACCUCUGGACUCUACCUAUGUUCCAUUGCAAUGGAUGGUGUUAUACUUGGACACUUGCAGCUCUCUGUGGGACAAGCAUAUGCAUGCGACAGGUAACAGCAAAGGGAGUUUACUCAGCGAUAGCCAAUCAUGGGGUGACGCACUUCUGUGCUGCUCCAGUGGUCCUUAAUUCCAUAGUGAAUGCCACCCCUGAGGAAACCAUCCUCCCUCUCCCUCGGACAGUCCAUGUGAUGACAGCUGGCGCGGCCCCACCGCCUUCGGUCCUCGCCUCCAUGUCAGAGAAGGGUUUCCGUGUCGCCCACACUUAUGGCCUCUCAGAGACCUAUGGGCCAUCCACUAUAUGCGCAUGGAAGCCGGAGUGGGAUUCCCUCCCCCUUGAGCAGCAGGCCCGUUUAAAGGCCCGCCAAGGGGUCCGGUACAUUGGGCUCGAGUUCCUUGAUGUAGUGAGCACUCAAACAAUGGAACCAGUCCCUGCCGAUGGGAAAACGAUUGGGGAGAUCGUGAUGCGAGGAAAUCUCAUCAUGAAAGGUUACCUUAAAAACCCAAAGGCCAAUGAGGAGACCUUUGCAGGCGGGUGGUUCCAUUCAGGGGACCUAGCUGUGAAACAUCCUGAUGGGUACAUCGAGAUCAAGGACAGGUCCAAGGACAUUAUCAUCUCGGGGGCCGAAAACAUCAGCAGUGUCGAGAUUGAAAACACCCUUUACAUGCACCCUGCAAUACUUGAGGUGUCGGUGGUGGCGAGGCCUGACGAGCGAUGGGGAGAGUCUCCCUGUGCUUUUGUCACGCUCAAGCCCGGGGUGGACAAGUCCGACGAGGGUCGUUUAGCUGAGGACAUAAUGAGGUUCUGUCGGGAGAAGAUGCCUGCAUACUGGGUCCCAAAGUCUGUCGUCUUUGGGCCGCUGCCGAAGACGGCCACGGGGAAGAUCCAGAAGCAUCUGCUAAGGGCCAAAGCGAAGGAGAUGGGCCCUGUCAAGUUAAGCAAACUAUAAAAGAGUAGCUCCUCGUUUGCUUUUGGGUCGACAUAAUGGAGCGACUAUGUCCGAAGCAGGAAAUCUCUAAACGAGCCCUGCCUCACUCGUUGCUCAUUACAAAGUCCCGCUUAACAUCCGUAUCAAUUGGGGGGGUGUUUUCCGUAUUGGAGAUUUCUCGAUGAUAUAGUUGCGUCUCUAGAUGCAUGUAUGGUUCUUUGAUUGUGGAGGACCUGUACUGUGACAUUUAAUGGUAAUAAUUAAAGCCCAUUCCCAGUGUUCAACUUA